UAUAGAUGUCACACUGCUGUGGGAACUUGGCACUAGGUGGGAAUCUGAUGUGUAGAAAGGAAGGGAAGGGUGCAUGAAGACACACACCUGUGUCAGGUGCCAUGAGGCUCUGCACUGAUCUGACUGGAAUUUGCCCCAGGAUUUGGCUCGCAGUCAGCAUGGGAGGGACUGGACAGCAUGGGUCCUCCUUUCAUCCAAAGCCCGGGAAGCCUGUCACCGCCCCCACCCUCAGCCCCAGUCCACCUUGAACACCUGCAGUGAGGUGCGAGAUUAGAAGAGUCAGCAAGCAGCUCCAGGUUCCAUGCUACAAGGAGCUGGCACGCAGGAUGGUCGAUAUCUUAGGAUAUAGCGUGCCUGGUACCAUUGCCUCCUUCUUCUUCAUCCUGCUCACGCUGAGACGGUCAGAUGACUUCCGAGUGAUGGGCUCUUCCCAUGUUCUUCUGGCCUUGGUGGGGGAAGAUGCCCUAUUAACCUGCCAGCGCCUUCCCAACGGGACUGCGGCACACACAGAGGUGCGGUGGUAUCGCUCAGAACCCAGCACACCCAUCAUUGCAUACGGGUAUGGAGCUGAGAUGAUUGAGGUGCAGAUGGAAGAGUACAGAGGCCGGGUGGAGUGGAUUGAUGAUGGCAUUGCAGAAGGGAGAGUGGCUCUGAAGAUACACAACAUCCGGCCUUCCGACAACGGGCAAUACUGGUGCCAUCUCCAAGAGGGCAGCCAUGCUGGUGAAGCAAGCCUGCUGCUCAAAGUGGCAGGCCUGGGGUCUGCCCCUCAAAUCCACAUGAACGGGUCUGUAGAAGGUGGAAUCCAGCUUGUGUGCACUGCAAAGGGCUGGUUCCCAGAGCCCCGUGUACGCUGGGAGGACAGUCAGGGAGAGCAGUUGCUGUCGCUGUCUGAGCACUACAUCCAAGAUGCCAAUGGCCUGUUCUAUGUGGAAGCCACCGUGUUGGUGCUGGGUGCCUCUCCAGAGUCUGCGUCCUGUAUCAUCCACAACCCUGUGGUCAGUGAGGAGAGGGUGGCCACCAUCACCCUUCCAGAGAAACUUCAGACUGAGAUGGCUUCUUUAAAGGUGAUUGGACCUUCCCAGCCUAUCCUUGUGAGGGUGGGAGAAGAUGUGGGGAUAACCUGUUACCUGUCCCCGAAGGCGAAUGCACAGAGGAUGGAGGUGAGGUGGGUCCGAUCCAGGCGCUACCCUGCAGUCCAUGUUUAUAUGGAUGGGAGCGAUAUGGCUGGAGAGCAGAUGGAAGAAUACACAGAGAGGACUUCUUUGAUGAGUGAUGCCAUCCAAGAGGGCAGACUGACCCUGAAGAUACACAACACCAGCAUUUCAGAUGAUGGGCAGUACCGAUGCCUUUUUGAAAAAGAUGGUGUCUAUCAGGAGGCCAGUGUGAAUCUGAAAGUGGUAGGUAUGGGCUCCUCCCCACUGGUCACCAUGAAGGAGGGAGGAAAGCAGCUGAAGUGCACUUCGGAUGGGUGGUUCCCCGAGCCCCAGGUGCAGUGGAUGGACCGAGAUGGAAAUAUGAUGCCAGCAUUCUCUGAGGCCCUGACACAAGGCAGCCACGGGCUGUUCCAUGUGGAGACGGUUUUACUGGUGGAAAACAACAUCAUUGUGAAUGUGUCUUGUUGCAUCAGCAACCCCCUUCUGGGCAAGGAGAAGAGGACUACUUUUUCUUCUCCAGACUCCAGGCUGUCUUUGUCGUGGCCCAUUCUGAUGAUUAUUGUGGUAUUGCUUCUUGCUGUGGCUGUAGGCCUGAGGAGGAGGAAGGACCAUGAGGACGUGAAUUUGAUACAAGAGCCAAAUAGAACAAACUUGCAAUGGAUUGAUUCUGAGAAAACCAAGGAUGCAGCCCACGGAUGUUCAUAUAGUCAAUACUCAACAGAGGGCCACCUACAUGCUCCCUACACAGGACCACAAGGAGGCGGAGGGUUGAAAGAAGAGACAAAGUGUCCUGAGUGUGGGAAAAGUACUAGCAGGUCAAUACUGGGUCACAGUGGGGUUAAACGAUAGCUUGCAAUGCUGGUAUCUCACAGGGGAUUACUGAUUGGAGUCCCGGAUGUUCCACUUCCAAUCCAGGCCCCUGCUGAUGCACCUGGAAAGGCAGAAGAUGAUGACCCAUGUGUUUGAUCCCUGCUAUCAUGUGGGAGAGCUGGAUGGAGUUCCAAAUUCCUGGAUUCAGUCUGGUCCAGCCCUGGCCACUGGGGU
Messenger RNA from Ochotona princeps (American pika), 2201 nucleotides. It is a transcript of the gene BTNL2, whose product is annotated as butyrophilin like 2. Bases 327 to 2006 code for a protein of 559 amino acids. Gene Ontology annotation, biological process: regulation of cytokine production; T cell receptor signaling pathway. The record is from RefSeq and is a predicted model, not a curated record. Lineage: Eukaryota; Metazoa; Chordata; Mammalia; Lagomorpha; Ochotonidae. The transcript has 10 exons. Gene Ontology annotation, molecular function: signaling receptor binding. Gene Ontology annotation, cellular component: external side of plasma membrane.